CUGCUGCUUCCGGCAGCUCCCGCUCACCUCUCAAGUCUCUUCCAAGCUGCAGCUUUUCUACUUGCACUGAAACUGUCCUCUUUCUGACUUCCUUUUGUCAGAACACAGAAGAACAGAAGAAAUGACUACUCUGUUAAGGACUUAGGAAAUUUAGUUGUUUUUUUUGUUCUUUUUUUACUUGAAACUAUCUGACGUGCAGCGUUCACUUGUCACCAUGAGAAGUCGGAGCAACUCUGGCGUUAAACUGGACAACUAUGCACGGGUAGUGCAGCAAACUAUCCUGAGGCACCAAGAUCCAGUCACGGGUCUUCUCCCCGCCAGCACAGAUCACCCGGACGCCUGGGUCAGAGACAAUGUCUACAGCGUCGUGUCCGUCUGGGCCCUGAGUCUGGCCUACAGGAAGAACGCUGACAGGGAUGAAGACAAGGCCAAGGCGUACGAGCUGGAGCAGAGUGUGGUGAAGCUAAUGAGAGGUGUCUUUCAGUGCAUAUUGAGGCAGGUAGAGAAAGUGGAGAAAUUUAAAUACAGCCGCAGUACCUCAGACUCACUCCACGCCAAGUACAACACCCAUACCUGCGCGACUAUCGUCGGGGACGACCAGUGGGGUCACCUGCAGGUCGACGCCACCUCGCUCUUCCUGCUCUUCCUCGCUCAGAUGACGGCAUCUGGUCUCCACAUCAUCUACACCCAAGAUGAAGUAGACGUAGUUCAGAAUCUCAUGUUCUACAUUGAGGCAGCUUACAAAGUGGCAGACUAUGGGAUGUGGGAGAGAGGAGACAAAACCAACCAGGGCAUCACUGAGAUCAAUGCCAGCUCUAUCGGCAUGGCCAAGGCAGCUUUGGAGGCCCUGGACGAACUCAACCUCUUCGGAGCCAAAGGAGGACCUGGAUCUGUCGUCCACGCUCUGGCUGACGACAUACAGCACUGCCAGUCCAUCCUGACAUCCAUGCUACCCAGAGCGUCCAUGUCUAAAGAGGUGGACGCCGGAGUUCUGGCCAUCCUCACAUACCCCGCCUUCGCCGUGGAGGACAUCAACAUCGUCAACAUGACUAAGGAGGAGAUCAUCUCCAAGCUGCAGGGUCGAUACGGCUGCUGCAGGUUUCUCAGAGACGGACACAGGACCCCAAACGAGGAUCCAAAUAGAUUAUACUACGAGUCAGCAGAGCUGAAGCUGUUUGAGAACAUCGAGUGCGAGUGGCCUCUCUUCUGGACCUACCUCAUCCUGGAUGGCAUCUUUAGCAACACUCUGGAACAGGUGCAGGAGUAUGAGGAGGCGUUGGAGGGGAUUUUGAUCAAACAGCAAGAUGGGAUACGACUUGUGCCAGAGCUCUACAGUGUCCCUUUAGAUAAGGUGGAUGAGGAAUGCAAUAACCCUCACUCUGUGGAGAGGGUUCCUAUGGGCAAGUUACCUCUGAAAUGGGGACAAUCCCUCUACAUCCUCGGAAAGCUCUUAGCUGAGGGGUUUCUUGCCCCUGGAGAGAUUGACCCCCUGAACCGGCGUUUCUCCACCAUCCCAAAGCCAGAUGUGGUCGUGCAGGUGUCAAUUUUGGCCGAGACAGAUGAGAUCAAGGAGCUGCUGAUGAAGAACGGUAUCGAGGUGGAGACUGUGGCGGAUAUCCUUCCCCUCCAUGUUCAGCCUUCCAGAGUCCUCAGCCACAUCUAUGCAAGACUAGGCCGCAACCCGAGGCUGGGUCUGACGGGACGACCCUACAGGAGAAUAGGAGUGCUGGGAACAUCCAAGUUCUACAUAAUCAGAAACAGCAUCUUCACAUUCACACCUCAGUUCAUCGACCACCAGCAGUUCUACAUGGCCCUGGACAACAAGAUGAUCGUUGAGAUGUUGAGGACAGAAAUCUCCUACCUGUCGUCCAGAUGGAGGAUAACUGGACGACCAACGAUCUCGUUCCCCAUUUCACAAACCAUGCUGACUGAAGAUCACACAGAUCUGGAUCCUGCCGUCUUGGCGACACUGAAGAAGUUACAGGAUGGAUAUUAUGGAGGAGCAAGGAUCCAGACAGGGAAACUCUCGGAGCUCUUGACAACCUCCUGCAGUGCUCAUCUCAGUUUCCUGGACGGUAAGGGUUCUGGCAGCAUGGGCCGCCGCAGCGACGAUUAUGAUGAUGAUGAUGAUGAUGAUGACGGCGAUGGAUACGUGCAUGAGUUACGGUGUGAUGAUGAGGCGGACGACCUCGCCCAGUACCUGGACCACCUGUUGGCCCAGUCCGCCCCCAAGAAGCCCAAGCGUAAGCUCGGGGGUCUGGGCAGGUUCAAGGCCGUGGCCACCAAAACCAAGGAGAUGGUCUCCCUGAUGAACAAGGCUCAAGAGCUCAACAUAGAAAAUGUCGGCAUGUACUUGCCAAACAAGCUGUUUCGUUCCAGUCAGACUUCACUAAACCUGCACCUCCACGAAUCCUCUACUCAAGAAGAGAACAAGGGCUCAGCCGCCUCGUUUACAGCAGAGAGCGGCAUCCCCAAAGACGAGAGCGGAGCCGUCGACUACAACGCUCUGGUCCAGCUGCUGAAAGACACCAAGAGUCUCCAAGACCAGGCAGAUAUACUUUAUAUCCUCUUCAAAGACAAAGGCAUGGAGUGGGACACCCAGCUGCACGGGAAAGGAACCACGGUGAGGUCUCUGCUGAGCGACCUGUACGAGAAGGCGGGCGAUCUCAAGCACUGGGGCCUCAUCAGGAUGAUCUCUGGCAUUCUGAAGAAAAGGGUGGAGGAGCUGGAGUGGGCCUGCUCCGAUUUGCUGUCACACCAGAAGCACCUGACGGUGGGACUUCCCCCUGAGCCCAGAGAGAAGACCAUCACCGCUCCCAUCCCGCUGGACCAGCUGGCUGCUCUCAUCAGUGAGGCCAGCGACAACAACAUCAGCGUGGCCAUCCUCACUCAGGAGAUCAUGGUGUACCUGGCCAUGAGCAUCAGAACCCAGCCCAGUCUGUUCAGCGAGAUGUUCCGGCUGCGGAUCGGCCUCAUUAUUCAGGUGAUGGCGACCGAACUGGCUCAGUCGCUCAACUGCUCAGGAGAGGAGGCCACGGAGAGUCUGAUGAGCCUCAGUCCCUCUGAGCUGAAGAACCUGCUCCACCACAUCCUCAGCGGGAAGGAGUUUGGCGUCAUGCGCAGCGUGAAAGAGGUGUCCGGUGUCAGUCCGUUGUCAGCCAUCUCCAUACAUCACCUGGGCAACGUGGGCGCCACCAAGAGCGAGAGAGCGGGCAUCAGCAAGCUGAAGAGCGACAUGAAGAUGCUGGAACACAGGUUGUCUUUGACGGACCCCAGUAAGGCUGAGCACAGGUUGUCCUUAACGGAUCCGUUUCAGAUGGACCGCAAAGUCUCUUUGACCGACUCAGUUGAGGGCGCACAAGCUCAGACGAUGGACAUAGAAAGCAUCGAAUCUGGGGGAUACAAACUGCCGUCCAUAGAGUCCCUGGACGUUCCGGACAGCAUUCCGCAUAGUAAGGAUACCAAACAUGGCCAGUGGCUGCGUAGGAGGCGGCUGGACGGAGCGCUGAACCGGGUUCCCGUCGGCUUCUACCAGAAAGUCUGGAGGAUUCUGCAGAAGUGUCACGGUCUGUCCAUAGAGGGGUUCGUCCUUCCAGCGUCAACCACCAGGGAGAUGACUCCAGGAGAGAUCAAGUUCUCGGUCCACGUGGAGACGGUGCUGAACCGAGUCCCUCAGCCCGAGUACCGGCAGCUGCUGGUGGAGGCCAUCCUGGUCCUCACCAUGCUGGCCGACGUGGACAUCCCCAGCAUCGGCUCCAUCAUCCACGUGGAGAAGAUGGUCCACCUGGCCAAUGACAUGUUCUACAAGGAUCAGAAGGACCUGGGAGCAGAGGAGCACAUCCUGGAAAGGGACCCGUCCACCGGGGUGUGCAGGCUGCUGUACGACAGCGCCCCCAGUGGCCGCUUCGGGAGCAUGACCUACCUCACCAAGGCCGUGGCCGUGUACGUCCAGGACUUCCUGCCCAGCGGGUCGUGCGCUGUGCAGUGAGACGGCGCCACGUGCAGAGAGAAAUCAUGCCGUAGUUUUUAUAUUUAAGGUUAAUAGAGAAGAAGGAGGAUCGGCUGCUACAGCGUGUGCAAAAGUGUGGUGGUGUUGCUCUUUUCCUAGGCUGCAUGGAAGCGGCCAUCUUUUAGCUUUAACCACACUGACGUGUCGUUUUUGUGUGUAGCUGUGUGUGUUAGAUUAUCUUUGCAUUUUAAAGGAGCAUUCACACACCUUCAGUAGGCAACGUCCUCAAGUCUUGAACUCCGCCUUCACCGCUGUUUGCACGGUAUCAGCACAAAUGUUAGCAAUGGCAUUAGUGGUUUUCUUUCUUUAUUUUUGUAAAUGCCCAGAUUUACUCAAGCAGGCAUAACGGUUUUUACUUGGCAACAGAGAGAGCGAUGACCACCUCCUUCAGGCGAGGUUUGGGUCAAACCGCAGGUUUAGGCUGCAGCGUAGUGGGAAACCAGGCGCCAUAAGCUACGCCGUGUCCUGACAUGUGAUGUCACCACUGCAACAAUGCGUGGUAGCUACACGGUAGCUACUACUUCCUUUUUGUUGCUUUUAAGCUGAGUAAAAAGGCUACGAUAUCAGUAACCUAAACUAAAGGACGCGCAGCACUGCAGGGAAGAACCGGUGUAGGUUAUAUACGCACGCUUCGUGCGUAGCUGCUACCUACGUAGAAGAUUAGCCCUCCUUUUGCAAAUGUUACCCUGAAUAACGCUGCAUUCAUUGGGAGUUAUUUCCAUUAUUUAUUUUGGUGCAUGUGUAUUUGAGUGACAGCUAACCCAGCUCACAUGCUUAUGGUGCUUAGUAACAUAUCAACUUAUAGGUGAAAGUACAGUUGGGUUGUUUUUUUAGGUAGUUUUUGAACAUGAAGCUCUAUAAGACAGAAAUACAAUGAUGCUGUGAUACAGGAUCAGGAUGUUGGGACAAAUAUAAUUUAAGGUAGCGAUUCAUAAAUCCAUCCUACUUCUAUUUGUUUGUUUCUGGGGAGAAAAAAGUGAAUAAUCUCGGCAAACCUUUUCAUUUGUGUGUUCAUCAAAAAUUAAACAUAGUUUCUAAAUAAAUGGAUUUUUCUAAACAAUACUAAUUUAUUGAAUGGGACGAUUGUAAGCUGCAAUGUAGAAAAUGAAAUAAAGUCGAUGUCUUAAAGGUUGUUGGACUUAACCACUGGAAUGUAGAUUGUUUUCUCCUUUUUUUUAUUGUGCAAAAGUAGUAGCCUUUGAAAUGGUGUAUUCAUGAAAACCUCGUUUCUGAGGUCGGCUUUUAUUGCGUUAACUCUUAUUUCAGCCUGCAGUGUGCAGCUUUGCAUGGCUGCUUUUAAACGCCGAGGAGUUGGGUUUCUGUCAGCUGAAUUUCUGACUUGAUUCACGGACUAACCGUAGAAAAACUGGCCGUCCACGCACAUCUGUCAUUUUAAUUUAUUCUGAACUCAUUUCACCAUUAACAGUUGGCUGUUUAAAGGGAAAAAAAGUAAUAAAGUGAAUGUAUGUGGAGAA
This is a messenger RNA of Cololabis saira (Pacific saury), 5484 nucleotides long. RefSeq names its product phosphorylase kinase, alpha 1a (muscle) (gene phka1a). The record is from RefSeq and is a predicted model, not a curated record. Gene Ontology annotation, molecular function: calmodulin binding. NCBI's taxonomy places the organism in Eukaryota, Metazoa, Chordata, Actinopteri, Beloniformes, Belonidae. Bases 215 to 3988 code for a protein of 1257 amino acids. Gene Ontology annotation, biological process: glycogen metabolic process. Gene Ontology annotation, cellular component: phosphorylase kinase complex. The transcript is spliced from 34 exons.